This is a messenger RNA of Pyricularia oryzae 70-15, 3440 nucleotides long. RefSeq lists its product as uncharacterized. The record is from RefSeq and is a predicted model, not a curated record. Lineage: Eukaryota; Fungi; Ascomycota; Sordariomycetes; Magnaporthales; Pyriculariaceae. Bases 1094 to 2521 code for a protein of 475 amino acids. The transcript has a single exon. Gene Ontology annotation, molecular function: protein binding.
AUGAGAGAGGUGUGUCUCCAGUGACACACGGUCCAGUUCCUUCUCCCUUGAAUUCUUUCAUUCAUGGACAUGCAUGCACCACCAGCUGCUUGAUUGCUUGCUAAUGCAAUACUGCGGCUUCCCUUCCUCUUUUUUUACUUUCUACCUUUAUCUCCUUUUUGUUUGCCCUUUAUAAAGAGCAGGAUAUCGCCCACUUUCACUUUUGGCACCCUUGGCCGCAGAAUUGGCCUUUUGUCAAACAUAGCACGUAAACCAUCGGUUCGUCUCGCAACAAUCAGGCACCAAUUGAUUCGAUUGCGUGGCUCCCCCAGAACAGUUACGACUUUGCCACACCAGCAAUUCGACGACCUUCUUUCUGACUGUCUCCUCCGCCUCAUCCGUCCCCGCGCUGGCUGACAAAACCAACCCCCGGUCGGAAUUAAGCAGCAAGAGUUCGCCCGCGCCGCCCUGUUCAAUUCAAUUCAAGACUGCGGACGAACAAACACAAACUUCUGGGUCGUCUGCCAUCCAUCCUUUUUCUUUGAACCCGACAACUCAAUUUCUUCAUUCAGUGUUUCGAUUGUUGAAUUUGAUUCAAUUCAAGUCAACCCGACAAUUCUCGCAAGACUUGCGCGCCGCUGUAUCUAUCGCUGCUUCUACUGCACCAAUCAACACACCGACAAGUCGACGCAGAUCAUUCUCCGCCCAUCUACCUAGUCAAUCAGGUUUCCGCAUUGGGCAGCAAACUACACCAGACACACAUACACGCACUUACAGUACUUCAUUCGGCGACUCUCCAAAGUCUGCUUGCAAGAAGAGAAAUAAGUGCGUGCGGAACUAUUCAACGACAAAAUUAUCGCUUCGGAGUCGCAUCGCUUAUGGUCAACUGAUUUUUUGGCCAUCGGCGACAUUUUUUUCGGCUUUGAAAUAACCAAGAACCACCAGUCUUACGAGACCGAUUAUCUCCGAUAAUCCCACCGAGUUAUAUCAAUAUUCGACAAUUUGUGUGUGGCUGCUGCCUGCAUCGUCACUCACCCAACCGACCAAGCCACAAAAUUACUUGCAGCUACCUGCACUAGCUUCGAGUAUAAGUUGUUCAUCAUCUGCCCCCAGAAUGUCUUUACACGACACAUCCACGAAUUCCCCCCAAUAUUGGAAUUCCGCCCAACCCAACAUGGACGCCACUAUGUCAGACAUGCCUUCGUCUUCUACAGACGACUCCAAGUCCAUGGCUAUCCAGAGUUUGAUAUCACCUCCAAUCAAGUCUCACGACUCGUUCCAGCAGAACACUUUGCCACUGGACCUGAGCGUAGCAGUCACUGCCAAGUCUUCCCGCAAUCAGCCUGCAGUACACCCGCCGCCCUCGCCUCCAGUCUCCCAGAAGAGCUCCCCUGAGAACCAGUCCAAGGACUCCCAAGAUAUCAACGACGGACGGCCAGGGUCGAGUGGCAGUCUCGUCGACCCCGUGCUAUACCCAGGCGCCACCAUUGAUGACCCUCAGCCACUGUUUCCACCCACUCAAGAUGGCCAGGUGCAAAACCGCGAGUCGCAAGACGAGGAGAUGAUAGAUGCCCAUAUCGCCAGCAGGCCGCAGCAAAUGUUCAUAGAGAGACCGCCUCCUUCCAGAGAGGACUAUCAGCUGUGCGUCAGUUUCGUCUCAGGGAUGGUAGGUGCCUACAUGAGAGAUCGUAAGGGAUGGCUCAAGAUGUGUCGCGCCGAGCUCCAAUCACAGAACAGAGCCAGGCGCGAAGCCGAGAGACAGGCAAAUCAGACUGUCCACAGGCCGAUCCGGCCUGCACCACAGCCUCAACCGAUGCGCAGGGUACCGUCGUCCUCAUCAGCCUCACGGGUAUCCAAACCUAAGCGGGCGCCUACUUCCCCUCGUUCACUCCCGAUUCAACGAGUGGUACCUUCAAAGCCAGCUCCAGCUCCGCCAAAGCCAGUUGCACCUCAAGCAUCUCCAGUCCGUUACGCAUCUGUCCUCGCCAGACCUCACGUGACAGGAGUCAACCCCAUCGCGCCGCGGCCAAUGACACAGGACACAAUGCACCCUUCAUACUCGCCGCCUCAGCCGCUCAAGCGCACGGUCAAGGCCACAGCAAAGAAGGUAGAGAGCGACAACCUCGACGCCAAGAAGCAACCUACGACGCGGGCCGACAAGGACUUUGACUCGAUUCCGGACUACUCUCCUCCGCUGUCAUCCCUAGACAGCCAGAAGCCAGGCUGCAUGAAGGUCGAGUGGCGCGGGCAGCACAUGGACCUCAGCCGCGACCCGCUCGUGGGCCUGCUGCACAAGGAAGAGGUUCUCCUGGCCGGCUGCAUCCGCGUUGACUGCGCGACGUACCUGACCGCGAAGCGUCGCAUCUUUCAACGCCGUCUCGAGUGCAUGAUGCAACCCAAGGAGUUCCGCAAGACGGACGCCCAACAGGCUUGCCACAUUGACGUCAACAAGGCGAGCAAGAUGUGGCAGGCGUUCGACAAGGUUGGCUGGCUCGAUUCAAAGUGGAUGGCGCCCCACGUCGGCACCUUGCGCGCGGCCUAGUAUUCGUUGCGCACGCAACUACCUGGACGAUUCAGUGUUGCAUUACUGAACGUCGAUUCGGGUACCUCGACCACCCCUCUUGCUCUUGCUAUUUCUGCACCUACUUUUGAGCCCCAGUCUCACAGUCAUAUAUCGGCUUUCCCCCAACAUUCAACGUACGAACGUAUGAUUUUUUGUGUUUCAUUUCUUUACGCUGCACGACGGAUGACGGCUGCAUUUGCUUGGGUUUACUGUUUUCUCUCAAUGCUUGUUUCAGGAUGGGUUGGUUUUGCAUUUUCCUCACACCUUGCUGACUCCAAUCAUCAUUGUUGGUCGAUGUGCGACUACAAACAACUUUGGUUCUUUGUUUGCCAUCACAGCAGGAUGACAGGACGAAGCGCCUCUCUCCACUCGACAUACAUUAACGGACAGACAUCACUAUCAUGUAUCUAUUUUCAGGAUUCGUGUUUUCCUUUUCUCUUUUUUUUUGGUUUCUUCUCUUUUCUUGGGUUUACCUACACAUCACAUGGCAUGCAUGGUACAGGGGAGGUUGUCAUUGAAGAUACCCGGCGAGUGUACCAGACACCCAACGAAGUCGACGACGCACUCACCACUCCUUUGUUCGUUUUUCUCAUCAUACACUGGAGUCUCUUAUUUUUUGGUUUUAAGUUAUAUUUUGGGUAUGGGAACGGAUGGAUUCGGUUUCUUUCACUGGGAAAAAACAGGCACGACCAGACAUUGUCUCGCCAGGGCAUAAUCUGGUACGUACUGCUUUUCCCUCACCAUGUGUUUGGCUCGAGGAGAUCAACUCGAGCCAAACAUAGGGUGCCGAGUAGUCGGUGGGCAUGCCCGAAAACUGCAACACCCUGUUUUACUACGGGGUUAGAUACCAUUACAGAACUAUUGGAAAUAUCACAUUGGAAUUUUACAUUUCUCUCUC